GCUGAGGCGCAGCAUAAAGUGUCUAUUCACGAUGGAACCAAUUACGAUAGGGUAUUUCUCGAGACCUUUCUUGGCGUUGGGGGCUCUUCUGGUGUUAUUGGUUGGGUGUAAUACGACGUUGAUCCAUUCUCGAAUGAGCCCAUUUAUCCCGAUGUUCUUGCGGAACAGCACAGCCUUAUCGGAUCCUCUGUUAUGAUGAUGGUAUUCCUUCUCACUCUCUGGUUCAGAGCCUCCUGGUGAAUUAUUUAUAAAUGGCGUAUGCUGCAGCUGAAACAUGGUUCUGGGUGUAGUACAAUGCUUAAU
Messenger RNA from Aspergillus pseudonomiae, 303 nucleotides. RefSeq lists its product as uncharacterized. The transcript has a single exon. The record is from RefSeq and is a predicted model, not a curated record. Lineage: Eukaryota; Fungi; Ascomycota; Eurotiomycetes; Eurotiales; Aspergillaceae. Bases 32 to 196 code for a protein of 54 amino acids.